AAAGAGAAAAGUGACUGGAAGAAACCAUUCACAAUGCUUUGAAGGGAGAGGGGAAAUGGGAAGUAUUUUCUUAUAUUUUCCGGUAUAUCCCACAUUUUCUGCAAGUUAAUAAAUGCUAUUUAGAAAGAAAAAAAAUCACAACUAAACCUUCAAACUUGGUCAGAAAGAAAAUUUUUACAAAAUCUCACUUCGUGAAAGUGACUUGCUGCAUGACGGAGGAGAAAAUCUGACAACCGUGUGCAGUACAAAAGGUGCAAUGGAACGCUUCUUACACGCCCGGAAGUGGAUUAAGAACUAUAAGGAGAGGCGAGAGAGAUGAGGACCUCCACUACAGCUAGAGCGGCCACUAAGAGACACAGGAACUUCCGGGGCGAGGCUUUCUUGGUCCUUCCUUCCGCGGGGCGAAUGUGGUCCGCAUGCAAUGUGAAAGUUCGCGACUGCUGGGCCGUCACUUCCGUUACUCUGAGACGGUGCUUGAAAUUGGGGGCGGCCAUGGCAAAGAGCAAGUUCGAGUACGUGCGGAACUUCGAGGCUGACGACACCUGCCUGGCCCACUGUUGGGUGGUGGUGCGGCUGGACGGCAGGAAUUUCCAUCGGUUUGCUGAGAAACACAACUUUGCAAAACCUAAUGACAGCCGUGCUCUCCACCUGAUGACCAAAUGUGCCCAGACUGUAAUGACAGAACUGGAGGAUAUUGUGAUUGCGUAUGGACAGAGUGAUGAGUACAGCUUUGUGUUCAAGCGGAAAAGCAAUUGGUUUAAAAGAAGAGCCAGUAAGUUCAUGACCCAUGUGGCUUCCCAGUUUGCCUCCAGCUAUGUGUUUUAUUGGCGAGAUUACUUUGAGGACCAGCCCCUUCUGUAUCCCCCAGGCUUUGAUGGAAGAGUCAUAGUGUAUCCUAACAACCAGACCUUAAAGGACUACCUCAGUUGGCGGCAAGCAGAUUGUCACGUCAAUAAUCUUUAUAAUACAGUUUUCUGGGCACUUGUACAACAGUCUGGACUAACACCAGUACAAGCCCAAGAGAGAUUACAGGGAACUCUUGCAGCAGACAAGAAUGAGAUUUUGUUUUCUGAAUUCAACAUCAACUACAAUAAUGAGCCACUGAUGUAUAGGAAAGGGACUGUGUUGAUAUGGCAGAAGGUGGGUGAAGUCACAACAAAAGAAGUCAAGCUGCCAGCAGAAAUAGAAGGAAAAAAGAUGGCGGUGACUCGGACCAGGAUUAAGCCAGUGCCUUUAUACUGCGAUAUUAUUGGGGAUGCUUUCUGGAAGGAACAUCCAGAGAUCCUAGAUGAAGACAGCUGAUCCUUUGCUUUUCAGUCCGGGCAUGCUUAACCAUGCAAGACCCCUAAGUUUCCUGGCAGCAGGUGGCCCUAGGAUCCUUACUACCAAGAACAGUGUGCCAGGAAUAACAUGACUGACUGGAAAGGGACCAGGAAAAGAAGGGAUGUAUGGGGGUGGUUAUCUUGUUCUGCUUUAAGUAGAACAUUUUUUUUGCAGUAUUGGAACAUGGUUCCUUCUGUAGAAGUGCAUUUAAAAAAAAAAAUUGUGGUCCUAUUUUUAUAAAGCAAGAACUACUUUAUGCUUUGCAGAAUGAAUCAUUUUUACAUUGUGGCAUAAAUCUUAUAAAAACGUGUCCAGCUCUUUCCACCUAUGGUAGAUGAUGAACCCAAACUUUACUCGCAGCCACCUGUUCUUAGCUACAGAAUCCACUGACCUUUAAAGCCACCUUUCUUACCCGUGUACUUUGACCUGGAGAUAAGUAAUGGGUUGAUGGCUGCAGAUGCCUCUGAAUUCAGGAAUUCCAGGGAGAAUGAGCGCUUUGUGCCAGUUACCAAGUUGGCACCUUUGGCUGAACAAAUGAGUAGUAGUUUGGAUGUCUUUAUAUGAAUAUUCCAUAGAUUGAUUUUGUGGAGUUGUCAGCAUGAUCGUCGUCUUGCCAGGGGUAUUUCCAAGGCCACUUAACCUCUUUCUAAAAAGAAAAGGAAUUAUGUGUAUAUAUGAAAGAAAGAAAAUGUGUGAGAGUGAAUGAACAAGAAGGGAGAAGCAUUUACUCCAUUUUCUCUCGAUACUUCAGUUUUAAAAGUCCCCUUCCUAUUGGAUUCCUGAAAAGGAUUCUCAGGUAGCCUCUAUGUAAUCAGAACACUGGCAUUUGAAUUAGCACUUCCCUUGGGGUCACAAGUGGCAGGUGUCAGAGGACACCUAAUAGUUCCAGCUGCAGAUGGGUCAGUUCCAGCUGCAGACAGGGGAGGAAGAGCGGAGGACAGCAGCAGUAAUUUCGAGAACCACCACUAGCGAGGGGUCCCCCUCAAGUGGGGGGAGGUGGUGAGAGAACUCCCAUUGCCUGCUGUCCUGGUUUCAUAUUCAGAGGAAAAUUAUUUGGCUCUAGUAGGAAUUAAGAGGCAGUCUACAUUUUAGUGCCUGGUCUUGCAUCGCAGACUUCACAGCCACGAAGAAAAUGUAUUUUUGAAGGCAACGGCUGGUCUCAUCCUCCGCUAAUUGAUACUCCAUCUGUUGGAAUCAUUUUUUUCCCUUCAUGUACUCACUGCACAGGAAGAAAUAUGGUGCAUGUUUGGUAAUUGAUAAAAAUCUCUGAGAAAAUAAAGGUUUCAACUCCCUUG
Molecule: messenger RNA, 2618 nt
Organism: Felis catus (domestic cat)
Lineage: Eukaryota; Metazoa; Chordata; Mammalia; Carnivora; Felidae
Gene: THG1L
Product: tRNA-histidine guanylyltransferase 1 like
Exons: 6
Coding region: 316-1302 (328 amino acids)
Biological process (GO): tRNA modification
Molecular function (GO): magnesium ion binding; tRNA guanylyltransferase activity
Source: RefSeq, a predicted model, not a curated record